Molecule: messenger RNA, 1387 nt
Organism: Dioscorea cayenensis subsp. rotundata (Guinea yam)
Lineage: Eukaryota; Viridiplantae; Streptophyta; Magnoliopsida; Dioscoreales; Dioscoreaceae
Product: probable glycosyltransferase At5g03795
Exons: 5
Coding region: 56-1387 (443 amino acids)
Molecular function (GO): glycosyltransferase activity
Source: RefSeq, a predicted model, not a curated record
UGGCUUGUCAGCAUUGACAUUGAAGCAAGUUGAAGUUCAUAGUUUGGAUUUAGGAAUGCCUAAAACCAAUUUCUCAUGGCUUGCGAAGAAUGAAAGUUUGGCCAUUUAUUCAAAUGGUGAAACAAGUAAAAUUGCAUCCGUAAUGAAGAAGAAGAAGAAGUUGCGCGCAUUACCUCCAGUGUGCAUAUCGGAAAUGAACCGAUUACUGGUCAGAAACAGGGCUGCUUAUCAUGCUAUGAGACCUCGAUGGUCAUCGCCACACGACAAGAAAAUAUUAGCAAUGAAAGCAGAGAUUGAGAAUGCUCCUAUUGUGAAGAAUGCUGGAGAACUUUAUGCACCAGCAUUUCGGAACAUUUCCAUGUUUAAGAGGAGCUAUGAGCUAAUGGAGAAGACACUGAAGAUUUAUGUUUAUAAGGAAGGACAAAAGCCAAUAUUUCAUCAGCCAUUGCUCAAAGGAUUGUAUGCUUCAGAAGGUUGGUUCAUGAAGUUGAUGGAAGGUAACAAGCAAUUUGUUGUGAGUGAUCCAAGGAAGGCCAACAUGUUUUACAUUCCUUUCAGUUCUCGUCUGCUGCAAUUCGCAUUGUAUGUGCGCAACUCUCAUAAUCGGACAAAUCUGAAAAACUAUCUGCAGGAUCAUGUCAACACAAUCGCAGCAAAAUAUCCUUUCUGGAAUCGAACUGGUGGUGGAGACCAUUUCAUUGUUGCUUGUCAUGACUGGGCACCUUAUGAGACCAGACACGCAAUGGCUCGUGCAAUCAGAGCACUUUGUGUGGCUGAUUUGCAUUUUGGUUUUCGCUUAGGAAAAGAUGUAUCACUCCCUGAAACUUAUGUUCGAUCUGCGAGAAACACUCUUAAAGACAUUGGUGGUAAGCCUGCUAACGAGAGGACAAUUCUUGCAUUUUAUGCCGGUAGCAUGCACGGUACUCUCCGGCCAAUUUUACUGCAGCAUUGGGAGAACAAAGAUAAGGACAUGAAAAUUUUCGGCCCCUUACCAUCUAGCAUCAAAAGAAACAUGAAUUAUCGACAGUUUAUGAAGUCAACCAAGUACUGCAUUUGCCCGAGAGGUUACGAAGUAAAUAGUCCUCGAGUUAUAGAGUCAAUCUUUUACGCAUGUGUGCCAGUGAUCAUAUCUGAUAACUACGUGCCGCCUUUUUUCGAAGUGUUUAAUUGGGAGGCAUUUUCGGUUAUCAUACCGGAGAAAGAUGUACCUCGACUUAAGGAGAUACUGCUGUUAAUUUCUGAAGAGAAGUACAAUGCAUUGCAAUUGGGAGUGAGGAAGGUGCAAAAGCAUUUUCUUUGUCAUAACAAGCCUGUGAAGUAUGAUUUGUUUCAUAUGAUUCUUCACUCAAUUUCGUACAAUAAAGUGUAUCAAAUAAGAACCAGGUAA